AGAGAGAGAGAGAAAGAAAGAAAGAGAGAACAAGAGGCAGAGACAAGAGGACCAGCUGACUAAACAGUUAUAUCUCAGAGAAAGCGAGACAGAGGGAGUAAAGGGUAAGAAAAGGCUUUUUUGUAAAGAAAGAGUGGACGAGGACCGACACAGACAAAGAACUGAAGGCAAGAGUGAGAACAGAGAGGUGAGAACAGGACAGGCAGGAGCAGACACUGUCAAAAGGAUGUGAAUAAAGAAAAGACGGCAGGACUUAUGACUCACUGAGACGUUCAGAGAGUGACGGGAAAGGUGAGUAUAGAAAAGAAAAGAACAAGGACUGUAACUUUAUCAUAUUUUAUCGUGAAUGUAACUGGAAUUUUAUUGGGUCUGACAGGGCGUUUUCGAACAAACUGCCUUCUGGAUUUGAAUUUGAUGGAGGAAAACACACAGUGGAUGGCUGGGCUCUCACACAUCUCUGCACUUUCCCACACAUUAAAACUACAGCUGUGCUGAAUCUCACACGGGGGGAAUAUCGAUGAGUUCAAUGAUUAACAGCCAAGAAGACGUCACUCCUCAGACACAAUGACUACCUUCCCCUCUUCUUCUUCUUUCCCCUCCACUUCUUCAGCCCCUACAUUAUCUAACUCCUCUCCAUCCCUCCCCGUUUCCAUGUCCAUGUCCUUCAUCACAGCCACCUCUCCUCCCUCUUCCUCCUCUCCUUUAUCCUUCUCUAACAACUCCUCCAACAACUCCUCCCCAACUGAGACUCCGUGUUCGUUUGAUGACCCGGCACUCCGCAUGCCGCUGGUGGUCGUCUAUUCCCUGUUCUUCCUCUUUGGUCUGGUGGGUAACAUCUUCGCCCUGUGGGUCUUCCUUUGCCUUCAUAAAAGCCGCAACUCUGUGCGAGUGUUCCUCAUCAACUGUGCUGUGGCUGAUCUGGUCCUCCUGGCGUGUCUGCCCUUCAGGGUCUUCUACCACCUGAAUGGAAACCAGUGGGUACUGGGAUAUGCCGCCUGCAAGCUGGUGGGGAAUCUAUUUUAUAUGAACAUGUACAUCAGUAUUACAUUACUGGGGCUCAUCAGCUUGGACAGGUACUUGAGGUUAAAGGGGAAGGGACGAGCACGGAGAGGUAUGAGGAUAAGGCUGUGGGGGUGUAACCGGCCGUGGAGUUCAGUGGCAUGCGCGGCUUUGUGGGGUAUGUCACUGUUGGCGGUGGUGCCCAUGAUCGCCACGGCAGAGGACAAAGAGGACGGUAACAAAUGCUUCCAGUACAAGACGCGGCAAUACGCCAAAGGGAAAGCCUACUUUAACGGGGCGCUGGUAUUGCUGUUUUGGCUCGUUUUCCUCAUGCUGGUGGUUUCCUACGCCAAGAUUGCUUCCCAGUUGCUGAGGGUCUCACGGGACAAGCCAGACCUUCCCAAUGCACAACGAUACCAACGAACUGCCAAAAAGUCCUUCUUUGUCCUCUUUCUGUUCACUAUCUGCUUUGCGCCCUACCAUGCCUUUCGCCCCAUCUACAUCCUCUCCCAGCUCAGUGGAAAUUUGACUUGUGACUACAUGCAAAUGGUGGACCGUACCAAUGAGGUGAUGCUGUUAUUCUCUGCCUUUAACAGCUGUUUGGAUCCGGUCAUGUACUUUUUGUUAUCUGGCUCAGUGCGCAAAACCGCCUUCAGUGCACUCGGACAUCGGCUUGGCAACCGGCUUCUCUUCCUAAACGACGCAACAUCUAACAGCUCGACAACGGAGUUCCGACGGCCAUCUGUGCCUGCGGCUUUACACAACCCUGAACUGAACACCCCCGCAUCAACCCCCAGAAGCAGUAUUUGUGUCAUCAACUCAAACCUGCGCCGCACAUGUGUGACCACAUUUGCAACUACUGGCCGACAAUGAUCACAAGCUUGUCUGAGUUAAAAUAAUGCAAGCAUUAACACUGGAGAAAUAAAUAUCGGACAUUUCUCAUAUAUGUCGCUCUCAUUGACUACAUCUGUGUAAAACUGAGAAAAAUAUUUCUAAACACACCUGUUUUUUAUGUAAAAAAAUAAAUAAAUACAUGUUGUUUUUUUUUAACUACUGAGCCAUUCUUAUUGUGUUACUUUCUAAACAUGUGACUUGUGGGAACAGCAGUUUAAUUUUUAACUUACUGACAUUGCGGUUAGAGAAAUAUCACACUUACAAGAUGUACUUUAGUGACAGCAGUCUUUCUAAAACAUACGUGACAUUUACUUCCCACAAGAGAAUGCUUCUUCUGAUGAUUCUGUGAGAUGCAAAUAUUUUAAUUAAAAUUUAAUUUAAUUUUAAAACUGGUGCAUCUCAGUCUGCUUAGACACCAUAUACACUGGACAGAACAACGAGUGCAAAGUUAAGACAGUCAGAAUAUAUCAUUCUAUUUCAUACACUUAGGCUAACAACCUAUGAGAUUCUUUCUAAAUAUAUCCUCCUUGUGUGAAAAACCACCAAAUCUGUCACUCUAAGCCAGAUAAAACAAACACAAACGUAGUGCAACUAAUGUGUUACACAGGAUUGACCCACCAGCACACACAGUUAUUUGUUUUACACUGCGGGCAAGGGUGUGUUGAUCCCUUUGGAUCAGGCCCAUCUGGCCUAAUAGUGUUUGUCGCCUCUGUUAGAUGGCUAAUCCUGCUGGACUCACUGGUUGAAGCUAAUCUGACUAUAAGAAUGAACAAAUCCAGACCAGCAUUUGACAUGCAAUAUAACUUAGCAUGAAUCGGGGUUUGUUGGGGCUUCGCUUUACAAACGACAGGAGC
Molecule: messenger RNA, 2747 nt
Organism: Thunnus maccoyii (southern bluefin tuna)
Lineage: Eukaryota; Metazoa; Chordata; Actinopteri; Scombriformes; Scombridae
Product: probable G-protein coupled receptor 34
Exons: 2
Coding region: 565-1872 (435 amino acids)
Biological process (GO): G protein-coupled receptor signaling pathway
Cellular component (GO): membrane
Molecular function (GO): G protein-coupled purinergic nucleotide receptor activity
Source: RefSeq, a predicted model, not a curated record